Dovyalis caffra is the source of this 642-nucleotide messenger RNA. NCBI's taxonomy places the organism in Eukaryota, Viridiplantae, Streptophyta, Magnoliopsida, Malpighiales, Salicaceae. The record is from the annotation of a GenBank genome assembly.
AUGCAAAAGCUUCCAUACGAAGAAGAUGAGAGCGACUAUGAUGUCUUGGCUAGAUCAUUAGAGAUAGAUACAUGCAUUUUAACCAAUGAAUUGAGCGUGCAUGUUAUGCAUGUCAAAAUCUUUGUGGGUACAUGGAAUGUUGCUGGAAGGUCUCCUGCAGGAAGCUUAGCCGUAGAUGUUGACGAAUGGCUAAAUCUCAAGGAUGCGGCUGAUAUAUACGUUCAAGGCUUUCAAGAGAAUGUGCCUUUGAAAACCAAAAACGCAAUAGAAGUAGAGGACCCAAUUGAACCAACAAAAUGGAACUUGCUCAUAGGAAAAACUCUAAACGAUAGGUAUGGGUGCCCUUGGUUGACCCACAUGUUGAAUCCAAUCUCAAGUGAAAACUAUCACUUUGUGAGGAUCCCCAGUUUAGGAAGGAGGGCAAGUUUUCGUGGUCAAUCUGGAUUUACAAGGACAGAGCCAUCAAAUACACAACAUGAAAGGGGGGCAUAUGGGGACAGUAAGUACAUGCUAAUGACAAGCAAGAAGAUGGUUGGGGUGUUUAUAAGUGUGGAUGAAGAAGGAAUUGCUCAUAAAGUACUUCAUUUCAAAUGUCAAAGUUUCUUCCGUCGCUUGUGGCAUCAUGGGUUAAUUGGGGAAUAA